CCGCUACGUCGUUCUUUCAUUGUUCAGCGGCCUACCUUGCAGAAAGGGAGGAUACCGUGCCGGCAACAAGGUCAUUGUCUUGAUACAUUCCCUCAGCAUAGAAAGGGAACAUCAUACCUUAAAUACCUGGAUCUCUCGUUGAGUACGACCAUCACGUAAUAGCUUGCAUGACGAGUUAGCUGGAGCUUUCUCCUUUAUCACUCUCUUCCCGGGUUUCUGGUAUCGGCUGAGCUGGUCUCGCAUACAAUCUUCAAGUCGUCUAGGAAGUCCGCUUGUUGACUGUGACCCUUUUCAUCAUUUUUUUUCCAUCUCACUUUUCGCAAUUUCUCCCAUUUAGGGAAGGCUUGUGGUAACCAUGAGUCACCUACUUUACUGUUUGUCCCUGGUAGGACUUUCUUCCGCAACUGUUCUGGAGAAACGUGGUGGUGACUGGGCGAUCUAUGAGUUAGUUAACGAUGACCUCGCCCGGAUCACUUUGAUGGUUCUCGGCCUGAUGGCGGCAUUCAUAUAUGUUUGGAAAAUGGCGUUCCGGAUCUCCCACCAUAUGAGACGAUUGGCGAGCUUCAAUAACGAGGGACAACGUUACUUCCUCUCACCCCAUGAGACCCUCUCGUUUUUGAAAAACCAUGUCAUCUAUGCACCAUUGUUUGGCACUCGGCAUAAUCGGGAAUUUCAGUUGUCGCGAGCUGUUAACAUGGGUACCUUACCUAGUCGCUUCCAUGCCUUUAUCCUUAUCGGAAUCAUCGCCAUGAAUGUGGUCGUUUGCGUUGUGACAGUUCCAUACAAGAAGGAGGAGAAUACUGUUUCUGGUGUCAUCCGCAACCGCACUGGUACCAUGGCCACCGUGAAUUUGAUUCCUCUUGUGCUGCUGGCUGGGAGAAAUAAUCCCUUGAUCAAACUGCUCGGGGUACCCUUCGACACCUACAACCUGAUCCACCGCUGGCUUGCUCGAAUCGUUGUUUUUGAGACUCUUGCUCAUGUCUUCGCUUGGGCUAUCCCUAAAUCGCAGAAGAUUGGCUGGAGUGCGGUUGGGAAGGCUCUUGGAAGUAGCAAUUUCCUCUUAGUCGGCUUGAUUGCUACGGUCGCAUUCGUGGGGCUCAUGGUGCAUUCACCAUCUCCCAUUCGUCAUGCAUUCUAUGAGACUUUCCUCAAUCUGCACAUCAUCAUGGCCGCGCUCUCAUUUGGCUUCCUGUGGGUCCAUCUCAACGGGCUUCCGGCGCAAACAUACUUGCUCGUUGCUAUCGUUUUCUGGGCCCUCGAGCGAGCUGCGCGAUUUGUGAUACUCCUGUACCGGAACUGUGGCAGAAAGUCAACUACUGCAUUGGUGGAGGCCCUUCCUGGGGAUGCCAUGAGAAUCACAUUGAAGAUGGCGCGGCCUUGGACUUUCAAGCCUGGUCAGCACAUUUAUUUGUAUAUUCCUAGAAUUGGACUCUGGUCGUCACACCCAUUCUCAGUCGGUUGGAGCGAAGCGGAAGAGCUGGUUACUGAUGAGAAAGGACUCCCGGUGACCCGGCAAGACAUGUUCGGUAAAAAGCACACUAGCUUGUCUCUGUUGGUUCGUCGCCGGACCGGCUUCACUAACAAGCUGUUCCAACGGGCCCUGAUCUCUCCGAACAGCCGAGUCACCCUGCAAGCUUUCGCGGAAGGACCCUAUGGCAGUAUCCAUUCUAUGGAUUCCUAUGGUACGGUUGUUCUAAUUGCCGGUGGUGUCGGAAUCACCCACCAAGUACCAUUCGUCCGCCACCUCGUCCAGGGAUACGCAGAUGGUACUGUUGCAGCUCGCCGCGUGACUUUGGUCUGGAUAAUUCAAUCUCCAGAACACCUCGAAUGGAUUCGCCCGUGGAUGACCAGUAUCUUGGCCAUGGAUCGCCGCCGGGAAGUUCUGCGGAUCAUGUUGUUUAUCACGCGUCCUCGCAACACCAAGGAAAUCCAGAGCCCAAGCAGCACGGUUCAGAUGUUCCCCGGCCGACCAAAUAUCGACACUCUUAUCGGAAUGGAGGUUGAGAAUCAAGUGGGUGCGAUGGGUGUGAAUGUAUGUGGAAAUGGUGGCCUGAGUGAUGACGUUCGACGAGUCUGCCGCAAGAGACAGUAUCAAACCCAGGUCGACUACAUCGAAGAGAGUUUCACCUGGUAAAGGCGCGAGAUGGCUGAGUUGGCUAUUUCAAUUUCGAACUCUGUUCAUUCUUACUCCUGCCUCGAUCAACUCUACCUUUUUGCAGACGUAUGUGAGGCAUUCUUUUAUUAGGGUAUAUAUAUAAAAACAAAAAAUGUAUCUUGGUUCGUUUAUAGGUUAUGUUUUAGUGGUGAUGAGAGUAUAUACAAUCUGGU
Molecule: messenger RNA, 2328 nt
Organism: Aspergillus alliaceus
Lineage: Eukaryota; Fungi; Ascomycota; Eurotiomycetes; Eurotiales; Aspergillaceae
Product: ferric reductase family protein
Exons: 3
Coding region: 356-2134 (592 amino acids)
Biological process (GO): copper ion import; intracellular iron ion homeostasis; iron ion transport
Cellular component (GO): plasma membrane
Molecular function (GO): ferric-chelate reductase activity
Source: RefSeq, a predicted model, not a curated record